Messenger RNA from Hypomesus transpacificus, 4256 nucleotides. RefSeq names its product plakophilin-4-like. Gene Ontology annotation, cellular component: cytoplasm; plasma membrane; nucleus. The coding region runs from base 38 to 3430 and encodes 1130 amino acids. Gene Ontology annotation, biological process: cell-cell adhesion; cell-cell junction assembly. The transcript has 19 exons. Lineage: Eukaryota; Metazoa; Chordata; Actinopteri; Osmeriformes; Osmeridae. The record is from RefSeq and is a predicted model, not a curated record. Gene Ontology annotation, molecular function: cadherin binding.
GUGUGGAGGACGGGGCAGGGGAGGUGUGGAGGAGGAGAUGAUGUUUUCCAGUGUGCCGCCUCAUUCAUCAGAGCCUGUCAGGAGGCACUGCAGGUGCCCGCGGGCGACACACACCAUGCCAGACGCCAGCUGCACCGAGGCCAGACCCCGGGAGCCAGACAGCUGCACCGAGGCCAGACCCCGGGGGCCAGACAGCAGCACCGAGGCCAGACCCCGGGGGCCAGACGGUUCCCAGCAGCCCUCCCACUGCAGCCGAGCACAUCCUGAGCUGGCCCUGUUCUCCCCAGAGCAGAGCUCCCUCCAUGAAAGUGAGGGGUCUACAGGGAACUCACGCAGCUCCACCCAGAUGAACUCGUACUCAGACAGCGGCUACCAGGAUGGCAGCAACUACUACUGUCAGAGUGCAGCCAAGGCAGAGCUGAGGGUGCAGCACUCCCUCCCGGGCACAGGGGGCGCCACCCUGCUGAGGAGUGCCCGGGCGGAGGGUCAGGCGUCCGUGCAGGUCCCAAUGGUGACAUCAGCGGCUCCAGGGCGGGCCAUGCGGAGGGUGAGCUCAGUGCCGUCUCGUGCCCAGUCUCCCGCCUACGCCAGCGGCUUCUCCCCCGGCCGCUCCUCCCUGCGCGGCGUGCCGGCCGGCGGGGCGUACGGCUCGCCCAUCGUGACGGAGCCCCGGCCGCUGGCCAGCGUCUUCUCCUCCACGCUGCCCCCCGCCUCCCGGGGCUCCCCCGCCACGCUGCGCCGCCUGGCCAGCGCCGGACGCACCUCCUCCCCCCACCAGGGGCUGGCGUCCGGGCGGAGGGGCUCCCCGCUCACUGUGCUGGAGGGAGCUCCGCCCCUUACGCAGCAGCCUGGCCCGGGGACCCUGGGGGCUCCGGCAGGGCGCUCCAGCAUGACGGCCGUGCCUCAGCACUGUAGCUCCUCCCUGCCUCGCUCCCUGCACCGGCACGCCGAUCCCUACGCAGCGCACGGCUACGACGUCUACGAGAGGAUGGUGCCUGGACCCGACAGUCUCACCGGCAUGCGUAGCUCCUACUCCAGUCAGCCUGGUCAGGACCUGCGUUCAGCCAUGUCCCCUGACCGCCACAUCACACCCAUCUACGAGGACCGCUCCUUCCAGAGCCCACUGUACCGAAGCCCCUCCCACACAGCCUCGCCCGGCGCCCUCUACAGGAGCCCCUCUGGGGUAGGAACCCUCCAGAGGAGCUGCAGCCAGCGCAGCGGCACGCUGCCCUACCAGCGAGGGACCUACGGGAUGAACACCGCCAACUACGCUGAGCCCUACCGCCCCGCCCACUACCACCCUGGCGGAGGCAGCUACGCACGCCAGGGCGUCGCCGUGGACGACGGGGCCACGCGCUCCCCCUCUAUAGACAGCAUCCAGAAAGACCCCAGGGAGUUUGCGUGGCGUGACCCAGAGCUGGCAGAGGUCAUCCACAUGCUGCAGCACCACUUCCCGUCCGUCCAGGCUAACGCUGCAGCCUACCUGCAGCACCUCUGCUACGGAGACAACAGGACCAAGGUGGAGGUGUGCCACCUGGGGGGCAUCCAGCACCUGGUGGACCUGCUGGACCACAAGGCUCUGGAGGUGCAGAGGAACGCGUGCGGCGCCAUCAGGAACCUGGUGUACGGCAAGGCCAUGGACGACAACAAGGUGGCCGUGAGGAACGCGGGCGGCGUGCCCGCUCUGCUGAGACUGCUGAGGAAGACCGUUGACGCGGAAGUCAGGGAGCUCGUCACAGGGGUGCUGUGGAACCUGUCCUCAUGUGAUCCAGUUAAAAUGACAAUCAUUGGGGAUGCCUUAACGACGAUGACCAACACUGUGAUAAUCCCUCAUUCUGGCUGGAGCAGUUCCACGUUCGACGACGACCACAAGCUGAAGUUCCACUCGUCUCUGGUCCUGAGGAACACCACAGGCUGCAUGAGGAACCUGAGCUCUGCAGGUGAGGAGGCCAGGAGGCAGAUGCGCUCCUGUGAUGGUCUGGUGGACUCCCUGCUCUACGUCAUCAAAGCCUGCGUCAACACCUCUGACUUCGACAGCAAGAUAGUGGAGAACUGUAUCUGCACGCUGAGGAACCUGUCGUACCGGCUGGAGCUGGAGCUGCCUCCGUCUCGGCUUCUGGGGGGGCAGGAGGGGGAGGGGCUGCUGGGGAAGGAGGCGGGGCUGGUGAGCGACGGCUCCAGUAAGGAGGAAGACUCCAGCUGCUGGGGCCGCAAGAAGAGGAGGAAGAAGAAGGAGGUGCAGGAGGACCAGUGGGACGGUGUGGGACCCAUCCCUGGCUUCUCCAAGUGUCCUAAGGGGGCUGAGAUGCUGUGGCACCCGGCUGUGGUGAAGCCUUACCUGGGCCUGCUGGCCGAGAGCUCCAACCCUGCCACCCUGGAGGGCUCUGCCGGCUCCCUGCAGAACCUGUCUGCCGGAAACUGGAAGUUUGCGGCCUACAUCCGAGCGGCGGUGCGUAAGGAGAAGGGCCUGCCCAUCCUGGUGGAGCUGCUGAGGAUGGAUAACGACCGCGUGGUCUGCUCUGUGUCCACGGCCCUCAGGAACAUGGCCCUGGACAGCAGGAACAAGGAGCUCAUAGGGAAGUAUGCAAUGAGAGACCUGGUGAACCGACUGCCCGGGGGGAACACCACCCUGCUGUCUGACGAGACGGUGGCAGCCAUCUGCUGCACGCUGCACGAGGUGACCAGCAGGAACAUGGAGAACGCCAAGGCCCUGGCUGACACGGGGGGCAUCGAGAAGCUGGUCAACAUCACCAAGGGCCGGGGGGAGAGGUACUCCCUGAAGGUGGUGAAGGCUGCAGCUCAGGUUCUGAACACACUUUGGCAGUACAGAGACCUACGCACCAUCUACAAGAAGGAUGGAUGGAACCAGAAUCACUUCCUCACCCCUGUAUCCACACUAGAACGGGACCGCUUUAAAUCCCAGCCCACGCUGCCCACCAGCAGCAUCCAGAUGUCUCCUGUGCACCACUCUGCCGGCAGCGCCACCUCGUCUCCUGCUGUCCUGGGCAUCAAGGAGCAGCGCUCAGACUACCAGAGGACACAGCCCACUAUGCAAUUUUAUAACUACCAAGGGGACAACAAUGUACACAAAGGUCAACAUACAGGGUCUGGGAAGCCUUCUCCUUACUACAUAGCAUCCUACUCCUCCCCUACCAGAGUGGAAGCCAGGAGACCUCAGCCCCAGCAGGUGUACUACUCAGAGGAGCCUGGCCGCAGGAACUACGACACCUACAGAAUGUACCUGCAGUCUCCGCACGGCUACGACGCCCCCUACAUGGACGAGGUUAUCACCUACCCCCCCACCUCGGACUACAGCUCCCAGUCUCACGGACUCAAGUCCACCACCAACUACGUGGACUUCUACUCGAGCACUCGGAGGCCUUCUUACCGGGCGGAGCAAUACCCUGGCUCCCCUGACUCCUGGGUGUAGGUGCGCUCCAGGAGAGGGCUGGGGAGGGAAGAUACCCCACCACCCUCUCCAGGGGGCAGGUCAAGGGGCAGUUUACAUAUAGUCACGUAAAUGGUUACAGACAUGAGUUGUUGUGUGGGGGAGAGAACCUGCGCUGGAGUGAGUAGGGGGCCACAGUAGAACAAACUCUCCUUGAACUUUUGAUUUGUGUGUUUUGUUUUGAAAGUGAAUAUGACUGUAAGGGGGUCCAAGCAAGCGGAGCAGAAGAGGGCGAAGUGGAAUGUGAGCCAAAGAAGGAAAUCAAGGAAUGUUGGGUUUUAUGUUGUUUUAAAGGGAAGAUGGAAUCCUGUGGCUGGUUGUGUGUGAUGCCUGCACAGGACGUGACGAUGAGGCCAGCCGGCUUAGCUCCAUCUAGAGUGACGUUCCUUUGAAACACGUACUUGUGGUAGCAUGGUGAAGGUGUGAGUCAUGUGUUGAAAGGUUUGAGGUAAAGAGUCAAGUUGGCAGAUGUGUAUGUGCUUAGACCAAAAUGGAUCAUGAACUCGUCUGUAAAAAGAAUAGUAAUAAUAAUAAUAGUAAAUCUAAUGAUGUUAGGUUGUACAGAGGGAUCACCCUGUAUCUGUGCUCAGUGUUGACGUGUUGUUGUUGUUGCCAUGGAGACUUGUACAUUUCCUUCAUUUUAUUGUAAAUACAAAAACAUGUCACCUGGUUUGUGCUGAGCUGCACUGGUUAAACCUUGCACCAUGUUAAAGAUCUCUAUAUAAAUAAAUGAAGACAUAAAGAGACAUGGGAAAACAUCAUAACACAAACAUGAAAGGAUAAUAAAAGUUCACUUUUGUUUUUUAAA